This is a messenger RNA of Lolium perenne, 1683 nucleotides long. RefSeq lists its product as uncharacterized. The record is from RefSeq and is a predicted model, not a curated record. Lineage: Eukaryota; Viridiplantae; Streptophyta; Magnoliopsida; Poales; Poaceae.
CACAAGUCACACCCCAGCUGUCCCGAAACAUUUUCCUCCAUUUCUCUCGCCCGCCCCGCCACCGCCAAGAAAGAAAGAAGCGAGCUCGGUUCAUGCCGAGCGACGCCGCCUUCCCGCCGCCGGCUUCAGUUUCCAAGAACAGCGGCCGCAAGAUGCACAAGAUGCUCAAGUCGGCCUUCAAGCGUGCCGACUCCCCGGGUCUGAGCGCCGCCUCAGGGGACGAGCCGGAGCUCAGCCCGUCGGCGUCAGUGGGAUCGAGCGCCUCGAGCGGUAGCCGAGCGUCGUCGGGAAAGCGUGUCGGCCGGGGGUCGCGGAGCGACGACGUCGGCGACCGGUCCAGCCGCGAGAGCUUCGAGCUCGACGGUUCCAAGAACGAGAAGAUGGUGGCGCUGGCGGCGCUGCGGGACGCCAAGAUCGCGUCGGCGUACGAACCAUUCCCGUGGGAGAGGAAAAUGAGGGAGCUGCUGCCGGUGCCGGACUCGAGCCGCUUCCUGUCGCUGCUGCUGCUCCCCAAGGCCACGGACGGCACCCACACCCGCUACAGCUCCCUCGACGACACCCUCGCUCGCGCCGACGCCUGGCUCGCCUCCUCCCGCAGCUCCGGCGUCCCCGUCCAGCUUGCAAGCGUCCAGACCGAGGCGUUGCUCACCAAGAUCUCCGGCGAGACGGCCGUCUCGACGGUGAACACCCUCUCCGACCUGGCCAACAUGUCCAACGUCAGCCUCUACGGGUUCGAGGACUACCACGGCGUGGACAUUGGCCUGGUGCGCGCGGUGCGGCUCUGGUACGCGCCGUCGGGCGCCGGCGGCGAGACCGCGGUGGAGAUCGCGCUGCGCCAGGGAGACACCAGGCUCGGCUUCGCCAUUAGCCGCACCGAGGAAGGGUUCAUCUACGUGUCGUCCGUGGCGGACGAGAGCACGCCGGGCGUGGCGUCCACGCGGUCGGGCCUGCUCGAGCUGCACCGAGCGGCGCGACGGGCUGGAAAACUGCUGGUGGUGUCGCGCGUCGGCGGGGAGAAGGUGCUUCCCUGGUUGGUCUCCACCGCCGGCGAUGUCAGGUGCUUCGACACCGUCUCGCUAAGCCAGAAGCUGUCGCUACACCGCCACGCGCUGCGGCCCAUCACGCUCCACUUCCUCGCCUGGGACGACGGCGUCCUCCCGCCGUCACCGCAGCCGCCGCGGUCACCGGUACUCAUGAUGUCGCCGCCGUCCGCGGAAAGUGACGCCGAAGAGCUCGAUGGUGACGGCGACGGCCCCGGGAUCGAGGCCAGCAGGGGAGGGCCCAAGGGGUCGUCCUUCAGGUUUCAGAACAUCGGACUUCCGGAUAGCUGGAUGUGAGUGGACUGAUCAGUUCGAAGCAUAUGCGUCCUGUAAUGCUGCAUUUCGUUUUGCUUAAGUAUUUAGCUUUGUCGGGGAAAAACUGUUACUACAGUCUACAGGUUAGUAAUCGUUGACUGAUGGGAAAGCUAUCUCUAUAAUACCAUGGUCAAUGGGUCGUUGAUCAUGCUAGGAGGAUGUGUUUUCAUCAUUGUUCUAUCGUAAUAUAGUAAUAUAAAAAUAUUGAUCAUGUGAUUAUAAUCAGACAAAAGAGCCGUGUUGAAAACUGGUCUAAGAGCAUUGUAACACGGUAAUGUUCGAACUCAUAUCUGAUCUCGGGCUCAGAUGCUCCCUAUUUUUAGACCAA